AUGGAUAAAACUCUUAAAUAUAAAAGUAUAAAUAAUCAUUCAAAAUAUGGUUUAUUAAGAGUACAUGUUGGUGGAAAACAAUUACUAUAUGGUAAUAAUACAUUUAUAAAUCAUAAGUGUAAUAGUACUACAAAUAUUAACAGUAUUCAUAAUAAUAAUAAUAAUAAUAAUGAUAAUAUUUCACAACAUUUAAAGUUAAUUAACAAUGACACUAAUGAUUCAACUAUAAUGAUUAAUACAUUAUCAGAUAAUUCAACAAUACAAAAUCAAGAUGAUUCAUAUGAUCAACUAAGAUCUACAACAACAACAACAACAUCAUCAUCAACGAAAGCUCCUCAACAACAACAACAACGCUCAUCAUUAACAACGGAAUUUAUAACAUCAAAUAUAUUAAUGAAAUCUGAUUAUACUUUAUCGAAUCAGAAAUCCAAUGAUUCAAAUUCAAUCAAUUUAAUGAAACCUAUGGACAAACUAGAAACUAGUAAUAAUAAUAAUAAUAUUAUAAUGAAAAAACACUCAAAUUCAUUAUCUGAAGUAUUCUUAAAAGUAAAUAGGAAUAAAUUGAAUGAUAAUAAUGAUAAUAAUAAAUCGAUUAGUCAACAACCUCAUUCAUCCUCACCACCACUACCACCACCACAACAACAAAAUUUCAAAGAAAAACUUACCAAUAUAUUACGUAAACAUUCAUUUCAUACAUUAUCACCAUAUACAUAUAUAAAACCAAUAGAAUUAUCUCAAUCAAGACGUUCUACUGGUAGAACUGAUAAACAUGAUAAAUGUAAUGAUAUUAUAACAUUAAGACGUUGUGCAUUAAUGCCAUUAAAUCAUAAUACACCUUAUUCAUCAAUUAAUAAUGAAUAUAUGAUACAUUCGAAUAGAAAUUCAGAAAAUUUAUCAAAUUUAUCUACAACAUUAAUAACACCAAGAAAUAGUAAUCAAUUAGAUAAAUCAAUAAUUAUCAAUGAUCCAUUAUUAUUCACAUCAUCACCCUCAGCAACAACAACAACACCUAAUUAUAAUUAUAAUAUUAAAAUGAAACAUUUAAUUGAAUUAAAAGCAAUCUUUAUGUUUUUAAUUAAUAUUAGUUCCAUUAUAUUCUGUUGGUUACCCUAUUACACUUUAAUCUUAUUUCAUGAUAUUUUACCUAAUUUAUGUAUUACAUUUACUAUUUAUCAUUUUUUUUAUUGGUUAAGAUUUCUAUGUAUAGCAUUCAAUCCAAUUAUAUAUGGUUCAGCAUCAGAAGAUUUACGUAAAGCAUUUAAACGUUUUAUAUUACAUUGUGGUAAAAUAAAACAUGAGAAAAAAGCAUUAAAACGUUUAGUAUUAGCUGGUUUAGGUGCAGCUGGUAUACCAUACGGGCAUAGAAUAAUAAUACCACAACAAAUGAAAUCAACAGAUUUUAAUAAUCAACAAUAUAAUAAAUCAGUUCUAUUUAAUAAACCAUUAAUGGUAAUAGCUGAUAUUGAAGAAAAGAUUUAACUAUCUAUCUAUCUAUCUAUCUAUCUAUCUAUCUAUCUAUCUAUCUAUCUAUCUAUCUAUCUAUCUA
Messenger RNA from Schistosoma mattheei, 1546 nucleotides. NCBI's taxonomy places the organism in Eukaryota, Metazoa, Platyhelminthes, Trematoda, Strigeidida, Schistosomatidae. The record is from the annotation of a GenBank genome assembly.